Culex pipiens pallens (northern house mosquito) is the source of this 860-nucleotide messenger RNA. RefSeq names its product dnaJ-like protein 60. Bases 120 to 752 code for a protein of 210 amino acids. The record is from RefSeq and is a predicted model, not a curated record. The transcript is spliced from 5 exons. NCBI's taxonomy places the organism in Eukaryota, Metazoa, Arthropoda, Insecta, Diptera, Culicidae.
AACACAUUUGCAUUUCAUUCAUGUAUCAAACAUCUCAGCUGCUUUGCUGAAAUUUCAUAACAAGUCGUAGUCUAGUGAUAGACAACUGUACCAUCAACAUCAGAUAUUCUUUCAUUAAUAUGUACAAAAUUUCAAGAAAACUUCUUUGUGAUAAAAUCGUUGGAAUCCAUCAAAUCAGAUAUGCGCAUCAAACAACUCAUUAUGAGAUCCUUAAGUUGAAGUCGACAUGCACACCAAAAGAAAUUCGAGAAGCAUUCAUUAGGCUGUCCAAAGAGCUUCAUCCGGACGCAAAUGUUAGCAACGCGAAACGAGCGAGCAGCGACAAGUCCUUCAUUCAGCUGCUGGAAGCCUACAAAGUACUCAGUAAGCCGGACAGUAGAGCCAGCUACGACUACGAACUAUCCCUGCGAGAAAGACCGUACGGGCAACAGGUUCGGUACAACGCGUGGCAACCCCCCAAUCCAGCCCACUACGCGACACCGGAUCCGGAUUCGUUCUAUGGAAUCAAAGGCAUUAAAAAGGUCAGCAAUAGGACAAUUGUCUUCUAUUGUGGCAUUUUCAUGCUUGUUGGAAUUAUUUUGCAAGCAAUCGCAAUCAGCAAAUCCUUCACUUUCAAACGCAAACAGUUGGACGAUUUUUCGCGCAAAAAUGCCCUCCAGCAUGCGGAAGUUCGCGCUGAAGCGGAAUCGUUGGGAAACGAUGCGCAGCUGGAAAGGAUGAAAGCCACGUUGAAAAAAGAAGUUAUCUGGUAACAAUAAAUCUACCUCAAACAACGUGUACAUAGUUUCUUGUGUAGAAUGUAAAUAUACUGGAAAUGUAAAUAAACAAAUGUCUAUGAUUUGUACACUCUUACGGGUUAA